Cutaneotrichosporon oleaginosum is the source of this 670-nucleotide messenger RNA. RefSeq lists its product as uncharacterized. Gene Ontology annotation, biological process: mitochondrial translational termination. Gene Ontology annotation, cellular component: mitochondrial large ribosomal subunit. The record is from RefSeq and is a predicted model, not a curated record. Gene Ontology annotation, molecular function: peptidyl-tRNA hydrolase activity; translation release factor activity, codon nonspecific. Lineage: Eukaryota; Fungi; Basidiomycota; Tremellomycetes; Trichosporonales; Trichosporonaceae.
CCGCGUCAGUCUUCCCUCGCCCGUGUCCGCAUCGUCGCAGCAGCCAGGUCUCACCAUGCUCGUCACACACUUCCCCCUCUUACGCGUCCCCCAUCACUCCCGCCACCUCCGCCACCUCCGCCACAUCCGCCACAUCUUCUCCUCAACACCAUCUCUGGGUCCUGCACCUCCCAAGCUCCUCGCUCUCAAGGAGCUGGUAGAGGAUGAGCACCAUGCGCUCGCGCGCGACUGGCUUGACGGCUUUGUGCCCGAAGACGUACCCAAGACUUCGUACGAAGUAUCGUAUGCGCGCUCCUCCGGACCAGGCGGACAGCACGUAAACAAAACCAAUUCGAAAGCCGUGGUCCGCUUUGAUGUCUUUCGUGCGCGGGGCGCGUGGCUGCCCCCCUUCCUCGUGCCCGCGCUGCAGCAGUCUCCAUACUUCCACGCGCCCUCGUUGCUCCUGUCGUCGCAGAACUCGCGAAGCGCCCCUCAGAACCUUGCGACGUGUCUCGAGAAUCUGCACGCCACGAUCGCCCAGGCGGGCCGCGGCCUCAUCCGCGGUGAGACGAGUGAGGCGCAGCGCGAGCGCGUAAAGGAGCUCCAGAAGGCUGACGCGCGGAAGCGGCGCGUCCUGAAAGAGAAGCAAAAGUCGAAGAAGGCGUCCCGCACCGACAAGGGAGGGUGGUAG